AUGAAAUUAAAGGUUAAAAUACCGAAAGAAGAAUUAAGAAAAGUUGAAGAAAAACUAAAUGAUGGUAUUGAAAUAGAAUUCUAUGAUGAAAAUAAUAUGAGAUUAAAGAAUUGGGUUAUUACAUGUGAAAUAAUUACCGAGAAAUUAUUUAAUGAAGAGAAAAUUGAACUUGAUGAAGUAAUAAUGAAAGAAAGUGAUGAUAGUUCAGAGAAUAGAAGUGUUAAUGAUGAUUCAGAAUUUAAUACAGAAAAAGAUGAGAAUGACGAAAAUAAUGAUAAUGACAAUAUAGUAAUAAAUGAAAAUAAUGAAAAUAAUGAGAUAAAUGAUGAAAUACAAAAGAAUGAGACUGAUAAUAAUGAAGAAAAUGAAGAAAUAGUUAAAUCAGAAAAUUAUCAAAUCUUAAUGAAUAGACUAAAACAUAAAAGAGAAGAUAUUGAUGAAGAAAUGUUAGAAAAGGAAAAUGAAGGAUUAUCAUUAUUACAAUUAUAUUAUAAAAUAAGAAGGAAUAAUCUGAUGUUAUUAGAAAUACAUUAUUAUUUAGGAAAAAGGUUUGAAGAGAGAUUAGAAUGA
Molecule: messenger RNA, 570 nt
Organism: Rhizophagus irregularis DAOM 181602=DAOM 197198
Lineage: Eukaryota; Fungi; Glomeromycota; Glomeromycetes; Glomerales; Glomeraceae
Source: RefSeq, a predicted model, not a curated record